UGUGUGUUUGACAAAUACUCUUUGUUGGUGGUGCUUUCGUGCUGGAGUGGAUAAAUGACCGAUGGAAGGCAAUAAAUUGUGUUUGUUCCCUUAGAAAAUAAAUUGUCAGUGAUUGCUGGAUUGUUGUCAGGUGUACGGGCAUGAUAUCCCAUCUUUCUUUAGUGUAUUGUGUUUGAUAUACAAUAUAUAUAUAUAUAUAUAUAAGACUCUUGUCCACCGUCCAUAGCAGAUAAGAGACAAUAAAUAGAAUGGAUAAUCAAGUAUAAUUAAUUUGUAAAGGAAGUUUUGGAGUAGUUUUUACGGUACUAUUUCGACUGCUCGUAGAAGGUAGGCGGGUGAAAUGAAAGUUUAUUGUUUUAUAUUGUUAUACAUGUGUAGUGUAGCAAACGCCGGGGACAAGGAAGUCGAAGAAGAUGGCAACAGGAAAAAAAUAAUCGAGCAGUUGACGAGAACACGCACGGUGCUACUGGAUGACUAUCAUUUGGUGACUAGACAGAUAGCCACUGAUGUAUAUAUGUUUAGGAGCUAUCGCACUGUUUCUGUUAUAUUUUAUCCUGUGAUGAGGGAUGUUACCGAUGCCCGCUUUACAUUCCAGUCGGAGGAGCUACAUUUGAAUAAUAUUGGGUCGUGCAGUCCUCAAGAAGUAAUAGUAAAUAUAAAGCACGGCUCGUAUCCAGCUGUGAACCCUGAUGGGUAUGAUUUUCCAAAAGGCUUCGUGGAUCCUGCCACCAGAGGGAAUAUUCACACCCUAGAACUGUUGUCGGACGGUCUAAACCGGACUUACUCUAUAAAGAAUCCUAGGCCCGGCAACUGGUACGCGCUGGUUUACAUCAAAUGGGAAGAUCCGAGGACGCAAAAAGUUGAGCAACAAGGACUCGUUGCGGACUGCCAAACGAUCUUAUAUACAGACCUUCAGGUGAAAAGGGAGAGUGAUAUAGAGUUAAUAGACUGUUACAAUGGCCUUACUUUGGAAUACUCACAGAUACCAGCCUUGUUUAAGUGCAUGUCGAUAGACAGUACCGAUCCAAUCGGUUUAAACUUAACAAUAUUGAAAGCCACCAACUUGGCAUCAGAGUUGUCUUUUAAAAUUCAAGCGUUAUCUUUACCUACAGAUGAAAAUUACCUUGUGUUUUGCGCGUUCACUCCAGAAGAUAACAACAUCCAAACGAUCACCUUUUACCCUCAUCCAAAUGCAUGGCAUUACAUUUAUAUUAACCAUAUGAACGACACCACAAAAGUACCUGAUUGUGAAUCCUAUUAUCUCCGAAGUGACGCAGAGGAAGUAGACAAUAAUACAGUUCUAGAUCUUAUGCGCGAUGAUAAAGGUAGAUUUUUUACAUUCGACUACGGUUUGCCUACAACAGACCUGCAAGAUACAACGAGCCUAGUCAAUAUUACUUCUAAUGAAGUGAAAAGUGUUAGGUUCAAAGUCAAUCAGUUCUUGGAUAUCGGAGGAAGCCUUGCUAUAGAGGCGAGCUUGCUUAUGAGCCUCAAAUAUUAUAUGGGCUACAAAAGGGAGCUUAAAAAGGGGUCGUUACUUGCGUUCACUGAAGACAACCAGUAUUUUAAAGCAGUUAUUUGCUUAGAUAUCGGCCAUACAAGCAUACCAUUAAAAACUGGUCAUUGUAAAUAUAACGAUAAAGUGAAGCCAGCGUUAUUUGUGCUGAAUAGCACAGAUUCAGAGUCCAUAUACGAUAAAACUAUCAUACCCUUCCCUGAUAGUGGAACUUGGUAUUUGACAUUGAGAUUAUUCUGCGAUAAAAUUGUUUGCCCUUGCCGCACUUCUGACAAUGGCACGAAGUAUUACGUAGAUUUAGAUGUUAUAGAUAAGGACAGAGAAGAGGAUUCUUAUGCUUCCUGGAAUAACACGAGGCAGGGUACUUCCGAUUGUAACGCUACAGUGGUGCUGUCUGUGUCUUCGACAUCGUGUGUUGGUGGAAGAUGCAGUAAUCAUGGCAACUGUCUACUGAACACCUUUGGGGGGCUCGUGAUGUCGUUCUGCUCCUGUUCAGCAGGCUACGGAAGUUGGGAUUGUUCUGACGACUCUAGGAUGGACAGCAGACUGUACAUGCUCGUCGCCGUGCUCCUCCUAACGCUAAGUAACCUUUUGUUUAUAUUCUCAAUCUACGUAGCCAUCAUACGUUUGUACUACACCGAAGCCAUGAUGUACGCCUUCACGAUGGUGUUCUCUACGUUCUACCACGCCUGCGAUGCUCCAGCUCAAGUGGCUUACUGCAUGGUUAGAGGCAACAUUCUCCAGUUCGGUGAUUUCUAUUGCGGACUAAUGUCAUUUUGGUUGACCCUACUAGCGAUGAGCGUAGUGAACGAUAAAUUCAGAUCCUCCAUCCAACUGAUUGGUGCCAUCGUGAUAGCAUUGCUAACUACGUGGAACAUGCAUUCGUUUGUAGCCUUCUUGCUCCCUGUGGCCGUUGGCGCAGGAAUUCUUUUGCUGUCUUGGUAUCUGGAUUAUAGAAAGUCGCGCACCAUGCGUUAUCCUAAGUCUUAUUACACCAUUUACAUGCCCCUUGGUCUAGUUUUAGUGUCAGUAGGUUUAAUUUGCUACGCGUUCCUGCAAACCGAACAGAAUUAUAAAAUAGUUCAUUCCAUAUGGCACAUGAUAAUCGCUUUGAGCGUUGUAUUCUUGUUGCCUGAUGUGAGAAGGAAUGAGGGUGGUAACCCGUUCGUUCCGACUCCCAAUUCUUGUAAAUUACCAUUUUGCAGGGUGUUCAAUCGAUCUCAACCAAUAGCUGCGGACUGAGUCCGCUUUACCAUGACGUUGUUUAUAAUAAUAUUGUAUAAGAAGUUGCAAUUGUAUAGUUCGUAAGUAGUAAAUGUUUACUGCAAAGCAUUACUCCUCCUAGUCAGCCAUGAGUACAGAAGAGAUUUCUUUUAUAUUGAUUUAAAUGCAUUUAUAUUUGUCUUGUAUAUUUUAUGUUAUAAAAAUCAUGUAAAAGUCGUAUAACCUAUAGUGUAUAAUCAAUACGGAAACUGAUCAAAUGCAAGAAGACUGCGGUAUUUUUUAAUUCGAUAUUGAAUAUAUAAUUGCCCCAAAUAUUGACUCGGGUGAAUAAAAAAGUUGCAUUUACAGCUAACAGCACAUCAGGUUGUACAAAACUAUAAAAUUUUAAUUUGACGUGCUGUUGUGUGUACGUACAAUAUACAAAAUUUUGAUGGGUU
Messenger RNA from Diatraea saccharalis (sugarcane borer), 3177 nucleotides. NCBI's taxonomy places the organism in Eukaryota, Metazoa, Arthropoda, Insecta, Lepidoptera, Crambidae. The record is from the annotation of a GenBank genome assembly.